UAAUAGUGCUCUGUCACCGGAACCCUUGUUUCAACUUUUCUUACGUUCCACCCGGAAUGGUUAUUUCGUGGUACAUACUAAAAGCUAUAAAUAGGAGUAAGUGUUCAACAUGGCAGAGACCCACAGCUUGCAGGACAUGAGGCAACAGGCAGCCGUUGCUGCCAAAGUCUUCAUUCAGAGAGAUUAUACCAAAGGCACUGUGUGCCAGUUCCAAACCAAGUUCCCCUCUGAGCUGGAGACCCGGAUUGACAAGCAGCAGUUUGAGGAGACAGUGCGGACACUGAAUAACCUGUAUGCUGAAGCGGAGAAACUGGGAAGCCAGUCAUAUAUUGAAGGUUGUCUGGCCUGCCUCACAGCCUACACCGUCUUCUUGUGUAUGGAGACUCACUAUGAGAAGGUUUUGAAGAAGAUUGCAAAGUACAUUCUGGAGCAGAAUGACAAGAUCUACGCACCACGAGGCCUCCUGAUCACCGAUCCCAUUGAGAGAGGCCUGCGAGUCGUUGAGGUUACUAUCUUUGAAGACAGAAGCCUGACUCGAUAAAAGCUGCCACGCAGCUGUUUGGCUGAGCAGAGGUCAAAGUCUGCCAAGGCCCAGCACCAGUGGCCAGCUCCCUGAGGAACCCCGGACAUCCCCCUAAUACUGCGUCUCUACAAUCUAUCGCUUUCUGCUAAUCAAGUGCAUGUCCCAAUCAGAGUAUAUUUUCCCAUGCAUUAAUCAAGGGCCUGUUACUGUACACACUUGUAUUUGGUUGGAGA
This is a messenger RNA of Etheostoma cragini (Arkansas darter), 756 nucleotides long. RefSeq names its product golgin subfamily A member 7-like. Gene Ontology annotation, biological process: protein targeting to membrane; peptidyl-L-cysteine S-palmitoylation; Golgi to plasma membrane protein transport. The record is from RefSeq and is a predicted model, not a curated record. Bases 110 to 541 code for a protein of 143 amino acids. Lineage: Eukaryota; Metazoa; Chordata; Actinopteri; Perciformes; Percidae. The transcript is spliced from 6 exons. Gene Ontology annotation, cellular component: Golgi stack; palmitoyltransferase complex.